GUUGCGGCAGCAACGAGGAGGCUGUUCUGGCUGUGACAUUGGAGCCGGAGACGCCGUACCUGCUGGUGCCGUCCAUAGCUGCGCCAGGCAUCGAUGCCCCCUACGAGCUGCGCCUCAUGAGCGGAGUGCCGCUGGAGCUGGUGCCGCUGCCGGAGAUGCAGUGCAUGCAGCUGCCCGGCGAGUGGAGCGCGGAGACGGCGGGCGGCUGCAACGUCAACCCGCUGUGGCGCCGAAACCCCAAGUACCACAUCGUGCUGUCCAGCUACGGAAGAGUCAGGAUCACGCUGAGCCGCGCCCCCAGCCGCAAGCCGCGGCACCCCGUGGAGGACAUGCUGGGGCUCUACAUCCUGCGGGCGGCGGGGCCGGACGGGGAGAUAAAGGGCGACGCCAAACGGGCGGUUGUUGCGGAAUCCACAUUCGUACCGCAGCCCGAGACAACCGCCGAGUACGAACUGAACGGCGGUUGCCAUUACGUAAUCAUGCCAGCCACGUACGGCCCCGGUCGUACAGGCCGGUUUACGUUGGCGGUUGCCUCCUCAACCGCCUUCCAGUUCCGCGCCCUGGGUGGCGGCGGUGUGGGUGGGGUGUCCCAGGGGCCUGGUGGCGCGGUGCAUGGAG
Molecule: messenger RNA, 618 nt
Organism: Astrephomene gubernaculifera
Lineage: Eukaryota; Viridiplantae; Chlorophyta; Chlorophyceae; Chlamydomonadales; Astrephomenaceae
Source: the annotation of a GenBank genome assembly